AUGCGGCAACGCGGCAUGUCUGAGAACGACUUACGGUUCAAAAAAGCAUUGGAAAAUAUGCGCUACUGCAGCUGUACCAAAGACGAUAUCGAUUGUCUGCUGUCUCGAAUAUGCCGGCCUGGGAUUGGAACAAAUCUUCUCAAAGAUGCGCGAUACAGGGCUGUCUCCAUGAUUACCGCGCGGAAUUCUCAUCGUGACGCCAUUAACUCGUUGCGUGCCAAAGAAUUCGCUCUGACUAGAGGCCUCGCGCUAACGUCGUUUGUAUCCGUAGACACUUGGGGACAAACAAAAGACCACGCCUCUAUCCGUCGCGCCCAACGCGAGUACGAUGCCAUAGUGGACCCCGUGCGCACUUCAGAUAGCAUCGGCCGAGGUAUGCAGGAAAUCCUAUGGAACCUGCCCCCUACGUUCUCUGAUCAUCACGCAGGCACACUGUCACUAUGCAAAGGGAUGCCUGUGCUCCUCAAGUAUAAUGAAGCGACCGAGUUAUGCGCGACCAACGGUGCAGAAGCCGUUGUCGUCGAAUGGCACUCCCACACUAUCCCCGGUAAUCGCCAGGUACUUGAUGUGUUAUUCGUCGAGCUGACCAGUCCUCCUCGACAGGUUCAGCUACCAAAUCUGCCCCCGAAUGUAAUACCUCUUACGCGUACUAAGAAGACCGUACGGUGUACGCUCCCCAUCGACGAUAUGCAGGUAUCUAUCGGUCGGGAACAGGUGAUGAUAUUACCCAACUUCGCGAUGACUGAUUUCGCCAGCCAAGGACGCACACGCGUCGCAAAUAUCGUCCAUCUGAAGCAUUGUAAGAAUCAUCAAUCUAUAUAUACAUGUCUCUCACGGAGCUCCUCUUUAGAGGGUACAGUCAUCUUCGAUAUGUUUGAUACUUCCAAGAUUCGAGGUGGCGCUUCUGCGGCUUUACGUCGGGAGUUCCGCGAGCUCGAAUUGCUCGAUGAGAUCACUCGACUGCGUAAAGACGGUUCGCUCCCAUCUCAUGUACGAGGCACAACACGUGGGCCACUACUCGCAUCUUUCCAAGCAUGGAAAGGUAAGCGAUAUGUCCCCUCUCACGUCCAUCCCGCUAUUGACUGGAAAAAUGCGCCCGAUAGUGAACUGUCGCCGUGCACAAACACCGAAGCCGCGUUGAAGACGCUUCUGUCGCCAGUCACUAUCACACCUGCUCCUGUGGGUGCACCGGUGCAUACAUCGACGGAGCAACAUUCUGUACCCGCGAGUUCACAGCCUCUCAAAAGACCGCGCAGUGGAGAACAAUGGGAUCCUCGUCCAAAGAAACGCAAAACAUUGAAGGAUGCAAGCGCAUACGACGCAGACAGUCUUGUGUGGGAUAGCAACGAUUGGAGUUGCGCCUAUGACUCGUUGCUGACGGUCAUGAUCAACAUUUUCGCAGAUUUCGGACCGGAGUGGUUCUCAACCGUCGCUCCAGGUAAUACAUACAUGGAUAUUAUCCGGCCGCGUCUGCCCCCUUGCUUAAACGAGGGUGGAGCAGGUGAGUCAAUGCGCGAUCUCCUCCGCGACGUCCUGUUCACAACACACCCUGAUCGAUUUCCUAGGCGUGGACGGACCAUGAUGGCCGUCUCCGAUUUGUUGGCGUGUUUAUUUUAUUGCCCUAUAUCGUUCGCUCGCAGUUCUUUGGUAUGCAGAUCCUGUACCGCGGAGAGUGUGCAUGUAGUUGAUGUUGGACGAUCAUACGCGUGGUAUCUGACACCUGCCGCAUUUAGGACAAACCAUCCGGGUCAAAGUAGCUUGACUACAAGUGAGUACGUUGAAUGCCUCCUUACAACCGGCAUAGAGAUUCACUGUCCUACGUGCCGCUCCUUGAAUAAGGUCACGACGACGCUCACACAAGCCCCACCGCUAUUGGUACUCGAAACUUCCCCCGUUGUUACCAUCCGUCCCGAAGCCAACCUCAGCCUGCCCGUUAAUGACGUCAUGCACACGUGGCGCCUUACAGGUGCGAUCUACCACGGCUUCGACCAUUUCACGUCUCGCUACGUAGAUCCCGCAGGUUCAACCUGGUACCACGACGGCGACAUCACCAAGAAUCGAUGCAUACGAGACAUAGACAUUCUAAACAACCCCGUUGCCGGUAUCGCCGCACGCGGGCGCAAUGCUACACAUUUCGUCUAUACAUCCAGCCAGUGA
Molecule: messenger RNA, 2157 nt
Organism: Trametes versicolor FP-101664 SS1
Lineage: Eukaryota; Fungi; Basidiomycota; Agaricomycetes; Polyporales; Polyporaceae
Exons: 2
Coding region: 1-2157 (718 amino acids)
Source: RefSeq, a predicted model, not a curated record